Messenger RNA from Gilbertella persicaria, 1557 nucleotides. RefSeq names its product aspartic peptidase domain-containing protein. Lineage: Eukaryota; Fungi; Mucoromycota; Mucoromycetes; Mucorales; Choanephoraceae. Gene Ontology annotation, biological process: proteolysis. Gene Ontology annotation, molecular function: aspartic-type endopeptidase activity. The coding region runs from base 12 to 1316 and encodes 434 amino acids. The transcript is spliced from 2 exons. The record is from RefSeq and is a predicted model, not a curated record.
AUUUUAUUUUCAUGUAUCCAAAUUUUCUGUUUCUCUUAUCCGUUACGUUAUGUUCAGCUCAACAAUUGAUGAGGCUACCUAUCAUUGAACAUAAAUAUACAAAUGUUUUACAAAAACGACAGAAUAUACCUGCUAUACCUUUAUUUAAUGCCAAUGCAAGAGAAUAUUUAAUUGAGAUUGGGAUAGGAACACCACCUCAAAAAUUCAACCUAACAUUAGAUACCGGAAGUCCCCGCUUUUCAGAGUCAGAAUCAAAGACAUUGAAUGAAACAAAGAGUUCUUUUGAGGUACAAUAUGGAAGAGGCUCAGUAAAAGGCGUAUUAGCUUAUGAUAUCAUUACAAUCAAUGGUAAUCUGGCUUGCCCACAUCAAGUACUUGGCCUUGCUUCUUCUACCAAUGACCUAAGUAACAUACGAUCCAGUGGCAUACUAGGGUUAGCUUUCCCUAGUUUGAUGCGAGACCCUACGCAAGAUACAUUCAUUCUUAACCUGCUCAAGAACAAAGUGAUUCAAGAACCUGUGUUCUCUAUCUACUUGAAUAGACAGGCUGACUAUGGAUAUACAGGUGAAAUUGUGAUUGGCGGCUAUGAAACCAGUCGAUUUACAGGCGCCUUGAAAUUCUUGCCUCUUAUAAGCUACCAUCCUCAAACAGGAGAACCUCAGGUCGGACGGUCUUAUUCUUCACAACAGGGUACUUUCAAGUAUUGGACAGUGCCUGGUCAAGCAGUGGCUUGUUAUCGCAAUGAUAACAAGGUCUAUGAAACACAAUUUCCAGACAUUCAGCCAGUUAUUUUAGACACAGGCACUACUCUUUCUUACAUGUCUGAGGAAACUGUCUUGGCCGUCUUGAGUCUGAUUACAGAUAAUUAUACCGCAUUAAGUCUUAACGGCGGCAGUGUAGUCUACCAAGUCAACUGUAACGAUUUCUUGACUCGAGACCAAUGGUUUGAUUUUCAAUUCUCAACGACAGCCGAUACGUUUUCGAGUAACCCAGUAACCAUUCGUGUACCACUUAAAGAAAUGGCCCUGCCUCAAGAUGCAAAUGAUAUGAGUACAGCCAAGACUUGUUUGUUUGGACUAGCACCUAUUUCAACUGGGUUCUUAAAUUCUGUAGGUUCUGGUUGGAUAUUAGGUCAAACAGUGCUGAGAAGCGCAUACGUGGUGCAUGACAUGUUGGGUCUUCAAGUAGGCAUAGGUUUGGCUGCGAACGGUUAUUACUCGCCUACGUUUGAAAGCAAAACAAAUGUGUCCAAACCAUGGUUUUGUAUGAUGCUUGGCCUGACGCUCUCGAUUUUCUUUUUUUUCGACACUGUGUAACUUGUAUGACAAUAGACAUAUGUAAUGCCUCAUUAAAGAACGUGUCAGACAAAUUACUGAAAGGCGGGUAAACACUCUCUGUUCUCUUGGCGAUAUAUGACAGAAUGUUUAUUUCAACUCAGGUGUCGCCGCUAUUAAUAGAAAUAUAUAAAUUUGUCCCCCCUUUUUUUUAUUUCUUUUUCCUUUUUUUUUAUUCCAUCUUACUUUAGAAUGCAAAUAAAAACAAAUUUAUUUAUUUUAA